AGAAACGUUGAGACACGAAUCUUGAGGAGAGAAACACAAGUUCUAAAAUAAUGGCACAAGGAAACGAAGUCCAAAUUCCAAGGGUGAAACUGGGCAAUCAAGGGCUUGAGCUCAAGAAGAACUUCCUACUGCUGGCUGCAGAAAGAGUUGCAUCAUCUCUAAGAAUCUUUCCUAUGGUCAAAUCAUGAGCCUGCAAAGGCCGAGCCUCUAUAGGUGCUUUUAAUUAUAUCAACCUCAGGGAAGAGAUAUGGAAAGGCAGUUGUGUUGAUGGAUUUGUAUAGAUAUAAAUGUUGCCAAACAGAUUGAGAUUGUCAAACUAUUGAGGUCUCAAAGUUGGGGUUUGGAUGUAUGGGCCUGAGUGGAGCCUAUAAUUCUCCUCUCUCUGAUGAGGAUGGAAUCUCAGUAAUAAAGCAUGCUUUCAGUAAGGGAAUCACUUUCUUUGAUACAGCCGACGUUUACGGGCCUCACACUAAUGAAAUUCUUCUCGGGAAGGCCUUGAAGCAAUUGCCAAGAGAGAAAAUUCAAAUAGCCACCAAAUUUGGCAUCCAAAGUCUGGUGUUUUCUAAUAUGGUUGUGAAUGGUAGUCCCGAAUAUGUUCGCUCAUGCUGUGAGGCAAGCUUGAAGCGCCUUGAUGUGGAAUAUAUUGAUCUGUAUUAUCAGCACCGGGUAGACACAAAAGUACCUAUAGAAGAAACUAUUGGUGAACUUAAGAAACUGGUAGAAGAGGGAAAAGUCAAGUAUAUUGGUCUAUCUGAAGCCAGCCCAGACACAAUAAGGAGGGCACAUGCUAUCCAUCCAAUCACAGCUGUACAAAUGGAGUGGUCUCUCUGGGCUCGUGAUCUCGAGGAAGAGAUAAUUCCACUUUGCAGGGAACUUGGAAUUGGAAUAGUUCCAUACAGUCCUCUUGGUCGUGGCAUUUUGGCUGGCAAAGGAGUUGUGGAAAGUUUGGCCACAAAUAGCAGCUUGGCCAACCAUCAUCCUCGGUUCCAAGGAGAGAAUUUGGUUAAGAACAAGACCAUUUAUAGUCAGAUAGAAAGCCUUGCUAGAAAGCAUGAAUGCAAUCCUGCCCAGCUAGCAAUAGCAUGGGUUCUCGAACAAGGGGAUGAUGUUGUACCAAUACCUGGGACAACCAAGAUCAAGAACCUGGAUAACAAUAUUGGCUCUUUCAAGGUCAAACUUUCAAGAGAAGCUCUAAAAGAGAUAUCUAAUGCUGUACCCAUCGAAGAGGUAGCCGGUAGUAGAAGCUAUACAAACACAGAUCAUUUAGAAUGGAAGUUUGCCAACACUCCACCAAAGAAAUGAUCCUCUUCACUUACACUUCAAUUAGCAGCAUGCUUAUGUAAACGUUUUGAGAAUGAUAUUAGUAUUGUUUGCCUUGUAGCACAUGUUAUUGGAUGUUUCAGACGUUUGUUCUUCACCACUUUUAAGGAUCUUGUGGAAUAGAUUUAAUUUUUGAAUUUUA
This is a messenger RNA of Juglans regia (Persian walnut), 1462 nucleotides long. Its product is annotated as probable aldo-keto reductase 1. Gene Ontology annotation, cellular component: cytoplasm. The transcript has 8 exons. NCBI's taxonomy places the organism in Eukaryota, Viridiplantae, Streptophyta, Magnoliopsida, Fagales, Juglandaceae. The coding region runs from base 349 to 1302 and encodes 317 amino acids. The record is from RefSeq and is a predicted model, not a curated record.